Arachis stenosperma is the source of this 1014-nucleotide messenger RNA. RefSeq lists its product as uncharacterized. The record is from RefSeq and is a predicted model, not a curated record. NCBI's taxonomy places the organism in Eukaryota, Viridiplantae, Streptophyta, Magnoliopsida, Fabales, Fabaceae. The transcript has 11 exons. The coding region runs from base 1 to 1014 and encodes 337 amino acids.
AUGUCGGAUGCGGCUCAUGUGUUAGGACCCGAGUCGGUCGAGUUGACUGAGAACUUGACGUUUCAAGUAACACCUGUGCGUCUCGAUGACACUAGUGUGAAGAAACUGCGAGGAAAGGAAUAUGUGCCAGUUGUGGUUUUACAGCUUGCCAAAGUUAAGGUUUUUAGAGGUAGAGUUGGACUUCAGGAUGUUAUGUUUGCAUCAAAGCUUGGAUUUAAUCUUGACAUCCCAGAGGUGGCAGCUUUUCGGAAAAGUUCUAUUCCAUCUCGAGUUAGUGCAUCCCAACCCAUUGGCAUUGUUGGAUCUGAAAAAAAUAUCAGAAUAGAAGAAAAUUUUAUGAAGCUCACACCUAGGUGUACUGUGAAGUCGCUUGAUGAUAACAACCGAGCUGGAACUUUUGUUGUACUAGCGAAGAUAGCAAAAAUAGUUGAGGAUGAUCCUUGGUGGUUUAGAGUGAAGGUGUUGGUUGAGGAUUCCACUGGUGUUUCUAUUUUUGUCCUCUUUGAUCGUGAGUCUCCUCCUAUAUUCCAAGAAAUUGUUGGAAAAGCUAUGUUGUUCAAGGUUCUUAGUAGGCCUGUUGGGAUGGAAAAAUUCAAAAGGACUUAUCCAGUGAGGCGUGUUUGUGAUGAUGCUGCAAUAGCUGGGUUUGUACCAAAAGGAGAGGGAUCAUUUGGGGAACCCUCUAAGGUUACCAAAUCACCAAAUUUGGGAUUAACUCCUUCUAGCUGCUCUGAGCUCUUUGCUGGUUCGCCUCAAUGUACCCAACCAAAAUCAAGUGUUGUUGACUUGGGAGCUGAUGAAGAUGCUAAAUGUCCUCUCCUCAAGAGAAAGUAUGUUGAUGCUGUGGUGGAUAAGUUAAAUGAAGUGGAUAAUUCUGAAAAUUCAUUUGAUGAAGUUGAUGAAAGUGACGAGGAGUAUGUGGUUGGCCUUAAUCGAGGCUCUCUUGAUGCUAAGAAAGAUGUGAAGCCUUCGUUGAAGAGGUUGAGAAGAUUCUUGAGGCUGCAAUUUGAUUAA